Molecule: messenger RNA, 1857 nt
Organism: Drosophila kikkawai
Lineage: Eukaryota; Metazoa; Arthropoda; Insecta; Diptera; Drosophilidae
Source: RefSeq, a predicted model, not a curated record
CCACCCACAGGCCACAUCAGUUUGAAAUUCAAACUAAAACAAUGAGAAGGACGAUCUUUAAGGGUCACACCAUCAGCUUAAAAUCUCUAACAAUCAAGAAUUGCUUGAACUGCGACCAUGUCAAGGUCAAUUUCUCCACGUCCGAUGAUGUCCAUGUGAUUGUCUACAAUGUGGUCAAGGGCCUGGAAAGGGAUGUGCCAGCUGUGACUCCAGUGGCCCAGGCCAUUCUGCUCCUUUGCACCCUCACCUAUCCGGAUGACGCUAGUUUGGCCAAACUUAGGAGUUGCCUUGACUUAAAGCAGGGUUCGGUUUCCCUGACCUUCGAUAGGCUGGCACUGAACUCGGAUGGGGAAGCUAGGAGGAAGCCACAACAGGAUCAGCCGGUAGUGGAUGACCCAGAAAGCGAUUUGGACACGGAACCCUGCACCUCAAAGCAGGCCGCGGAGCGUCAAAAGUUGCGGGAGGAGCGCAAGGCCAAGAGAGCGGCUGAAGCAAAGCGCACCCGUGGUGGCGGUUUCUUCUUCCCCCUCCGUUCCCAAGACAUCCAGGUGACUGUUACUCGUCGCUUUGACAUCUUAUCCCCCCAGGACACCGUUUUCGUUGAGAUCAACGGCGAAAUGGAUGAAAUGUACAUCAAGCACUUCCACAAGGAUUACUUUCAACGCUCGCAGCAUACCUUUGAGUACCUAAGGGUUCUCCACGAAAGGUGCGCCGGCAACUGGCUGCAGGUUAUCCAGUGCGACAGUGAUCCAUACGGUCGCAUUAAGGAUCCGGACGGCCCCUUUGAGAGCUUCGUCAAGCUCUUUGAUCGCGAGGCCAUGGAGCCACAGGAUGUGAUCUGCCGUAUGGCCACCAAGUGCCUGGAGGUGAACGAGGCGGUGCGCCUAACCGAGCGCAGUUUUGUGCUGAACGUCUUCAACCAGGUUCGCCAUAUCUUUGAGUACAUUACGGUCAACGAGUACACUGUUUGGUUUUUGGUUCCCUACCGAAAGGUUUCCGCAGAGCAGCCGGUGAACCUCGAUACUUUCGAUUUGACCAAAGUGCGCACUUGUAUACGUGCUGUCGGCGACAAGGGCAAUAUUUUCUGGAACUAUACCAAUCACAAUAUCAAGGAUAUACUUAUGGUGUCCUUCCAGAUGGCCUUGGCCUCGCAAGCCAACCAGUCGGUGUUGAUUAUGAGUCACAUGGAAACGCUUUCUGAAUUUGUUACUAUGCAGUAUGUGACUGCCAGCUUUAUGAACGAUGUCUAUUGCCAGAAGCCCUCGAGUCCUAAAUGGUAUUGCCAUCGCUACCUGCAGCGCAUCGUAGACAUGUCCUUGUUCAUGGGCACAAUUGUCAUUAUCGAGUAUCCCAGUGCCUUUACCCUGCUGAAGGGCGGUCGCAAGUUGAUCAAGUGCUUCCCGAAACCGAAAAAGGGUGGUGGCCUCUCAUGGGAGAUAUUCGAGGGGGUGGUGAGGGACAAUGAGUCCGAUAUACAGUUAAUCAAGAAUAAGGUCAGGAUAAACUAACUAACUGACACAUUAAUCUAUUAGGUAAGGCAAUAUUAAGACCACGAACACGACAUCCAUUUAGCCUCGCUCCAAAAAAAUGCAUUUUUCCUGCCGCAAAUAUUUCCCUGCUCAUUUUCUAAUUACGCGUGCUGGCAAACUCAUUCUUCAGCUCCAUUUCAAUUAGGGUUUUGCCGGCUGUCAGUUUGAAUGCCACUGGCGUAGGAGUCGAGGGUCUUUGCCGGCGAAGCUCCACUAAAACCGGCAACUACAAUGGCUGUCAGACAAGAGGCACGCGUCAUUUGCCAGAGCGAAAUGCAUUUUGCACAAAACCAAGACCAUUUUUAGCUAAAAUCACCCGGCGACGAAC